Molecule: messenger RNA, 1823 nt
Organism: Galleria mellonella (greater wax moth)
Lineage: Eukaryota; Metazoa; Arthropoda; Insecta; Lepidoptera; Pyralidae
Gene: RanGAP
Product: ran GTPase-activating protein 1
Exons: 12
Coding region: 118-1797 (559 amino acids)
Biological process (GO): signal transduction; nucleocytoplasmic transport; activation of GTPase activity
Cellular component (GO): cytosol; perinuclear region of cytoplasm; nucleus
Molecular function (GO): small GTPase binding; GTPase activator activity
Source: RefSeq, a predicted model, not a curated record
GAUGAUAAACAAGCUAAAUUAAAAAAAGAAAAUACAAAUAUAACCGUUGCAAUCCAGUGUUAUUGUUUUUAUGUUUUUUGAAUGUUUGUGUAAAUUAACUAAUUAAUAUCGUGUAAAAUGGCUUCUUUUGAUUUAAAUUCUAUCAGUACAGCGUUGAGUGAUCCAAGUAGAACUAUAAGUGGUGUGGAUUUUUCUGGAAAGUCUCUCAAACUUGACACGGAAAAAGAUGCACAACCAAUUGUGGACGCGAUCAACACAUGCCCCGACCUCCACUACCUCACAUUGACCGGCAACACGCUGGGCGUGGCAGCCGCGCAGGCCAUCGCCAAGGCGCUAGAGCACCACCCCGAGCUGAAGGUGGCGAGGUUCUCAGACAUGUUCACUGGACGAAUGAAGACGGAGAUACCGCCUGCAUUGAGCGCCCUCGGUGAUGGCAUGAUAGCGGCAGGUGCGAGGCUUUCGGUGCUGGAUUUGAGUGACAAUGCAUUCGGACCUAUUGGCGUCGAGGGGCUCGUCAAACUGCUGCAGAGUGACGUGUGUGACCAUCUGCAGGAGCUCAGGCUGAAUAAUAAUGGGCUGGGCAUAUCCGGAGCUCGUCUCCUAGCCAAAGCACUGUCCACAAACCCGAGGAAGCUGAAAGUGUUCAUAGCGGGACGGAAUAGAUUAGAAAACGAAGGGUCCACAGCCCUGGCCAAGGUCUUCCAGCAAAUGGGCACACUGGAGGAACUGGCGAUGCCCCAGAAUGGUAUAUACCACGUGGGCAUCUCGGCGCUGUCGGAGGCCUUCAAACAGAACCCGAGGCUGGCCUGUCUCAACCUGAACGAUAACACGAUUGGAGCGAAGGGCGCUGCGGCGAUAGCUGCUGCUUUACCCACGUUGAAAAAUUUGAAAUCAAUUAACUUCGGUGACUGCUUACUGAAGAGUAAGGGAGCGAGGGCGUUGGCGAAGGCGUUCAAAGACAACACUGCAUUGCUAGAGUCCCUGGACGUGAGCCACAACGAGAUCGGCCGCGAGGCGGUGAUGGAGCUAGUGGACGCCAUCACACCCACACAGGACAGCGCCUCCAGGCUGGCCAGGGUCGUGCUUGCCGGCAACAGUUUGGGCGGCGCCGCCAACAAGAAGACGAUGCGCGAGCGGCUCGGAUCCUGCGCUGAACUCAGCGACGGCGACGACAGCGACGAUGCAACGGAUUCUGAUGAAGAAGAAGAAGAGGAGGAAUCCGAGGACAACUCGGAAGACAGCGCCACAGAAGAUGCUCAGCACAUCGACUCGAGUGCAGCCGAUAUAGUCAAAGAUAUCACCUUGGACACGUCAGGUGUGGAGGAAGUGGUGACAGACGUGGGCAGGUUCCUGCAGGAGCCCACCGCUGCCAACCUCGACAGGCUGGGACCCAACGCGGCAGAUGUUAUAGACGCCCACUUACAGUCAAUCAGGGAGCCAUCAGAGCUGAUCCAAGCUUACGUAGAGGCGACGUUCUGCGCGGCCGGCGUCUGCAACGCCCUCGGGCGGCAAAUGUUCCCCAAACUGCUGACUCGUGCCGGGCAGCAGCACGCGGCCGCCUGGCUGCUGGCCAACUGUAUGCUGAAGGCUCUUGGACUUAUCAAGUCUGAGAACAAAGACUACAAGAUUCGCUGGCUGCUGCCUGGCUGCUUUGCGGCGCUCGCCGACGUGAUCGAGGAGCCGUUCUUCCCGGCGCCCCUCCGGGACACGCUCCGUUUCUUCAUCAGCAGCAAGCUGCCGACCCUCGCGCCCGACACCAGGGACGUGGUGGAGAAACACAAAGUGCUACAGUCGUGAUUAAUAAACGUGUUCUAAAUCAUGGA